Molecule: messenger RNA, 479 nt
Organism: Diabrotica virgifera virgifera (western corn rootworm)
Lineage: Eukaryota; Metazoa; Arthropoda; Insecta; Coleoptera; Chrysomelidae
Product: fibroblast growth factor 20-like
Exons: 4
Coding region: 75-479 (134 amino acids)
Biological process (GO): fibroblast growth factor receptor signaling pathway; animal organ morphogenesis; positive regulation of cell population proliferation
Cellular component (GO): cytoplasm
Molecular function (GO): growth factor activity; fibroblast growth factor receptor binding
Source: RefSeq, a predicted model, not a curated record
UAAGCAAUCAGAUAUCUGAAUUGAAUUUUUACUCCGUGUUCGUUUAUGUUAGUGUCUCGCUUGAGGUGUCGAUAAUGCUCACCUGUUGGAAACAUCAUUCAAACCCUGUUAAACUUUGGUGUCUAACUGAAUGUCAUUUGACUAUAAGGCCCAACGGAGAAGUUCUUGGAACUAAGGACGAUUCUGAUCCUGAUACCAAGAUUUUACGUACGAGUGCAGAGAAUGGUCUAGUAAGGCUUUUAGGUAUUAAUAGCCAGCUAUAUCUAUGUUUGGACCAUAAAGAAGAGAAGUUAUAUGGAGUGAAAGAUAAGAACAAAGCCACUCUUUUCAAAGAAGAUAUGAGUGGUUCAUAUUCAACAUACCAAUGCACUUUGGAUUCAAAAAGUUGGUUUGUAGGAAUUCGAAACGACGGAAAACCGAAACCAGUAAAAACGGCUGAGGCAACACAAAAGGAGACACGAUUUUUGCCUCGAGGAUGA